GUCAAGGGGCGGGGCCGAGUUUCCGCAGCGGCGCCGCCGCCGCCGCCGCUUGUAAACAGAUCCCGCCCCACGUGACGCGGCGCGCGGAGUACCUGUGCGGGGGCACCGGGCACCGACCGCCGCGGCGGCGGGUCCGUGAGCAGGAGCGGCGGCGGGGCGAUUCCUCGGCGGCGGGCUCCGAGUGGGCAGGAGGUGAUAUCGCUCCGUCCUCCCUCCCCAUCCCCCGCCACCUCCCUGGCCGCUCCACUGGGCACUCAGCGCAUCCCCCGGCCUCGGCGCCUUCCCCGUCCCUCCGCCGCGAAGAUGGCCGGUGGUGGGCGGUGAGGCGGGGCUGACGGGAAGCCGUUAUCGGCCGGCGGGGCGGGCGGGGGGCGGCUGACGGGACGGGAGCGGGGUGUGUGUGUGUGUGAGUAGGGGGGGGGAGUCCGCGCAGCGCCAUGUCCGCCUUCGCCCUGGAGGAGACGCUGGAGGCCGACUGGGUGGCCGUCAGGCCUCACGCCUUCCAGGAGCGGGAGAAGCACAAGUUUGUCUUCAUCGUGGCCUGGAACGAGAUCGAGGGCAAGUUCGCCAUCACCUGCCACAACCGCACGGCCCAGCGCCAGCGCAGCGGCUCCCGGGAGCUGCGCCGCGGCGGCACCACCGCCCCCGAGGCCAGAACCGCCCCUAAGGCCGGCAGUCCCACGGCGCGCAGGGGCCCGGCCUGGGGCACCGAGUCCGGCCUGCCGCGGGGCUCCCCGCAUCCCCGCGCUGAAGCGCUGCCCAAGAGCCCGCUCUGCGCCAAGGGUAGCCCGGCUCGGAGGCCGCAGCGGGGCCCGGAGGCGGCAGGUGCCGCCGAAGAGAUAGAAGUGCUGGAGCUGGGGAAGGAGGAGGCCUCGCCGCUGCAGGCAGCCGAGCCGGCCGCUCCCGACGCGGAGCCCGCGGGGGAGGAGUGCAGCUGGGCCGGCCUCUUCUCCUUCCAGGACUUGCGAGCUGUGCACCAGCAGCUGUGCUCGGUGAACUCGGAGCUGGAGCCCUACCUGCCUGCCUUCCCCGAGGAGCCCUCGGGCAUGUGGACGGUGCUGUUCGGAGCCCCGGAGCUGUCCGAGCAGGAGAUGGAUGCCCUCUGCUACAAACUGCAAGUUUACUUGGUCCACAGCUUGGAUACCUGCGGCUGGAAGAUCCUUUCGCAGGUGCUCUUCACUGAGACUGACGACCCCGAGGAGUAUUACGAGAGCCUGAGUGAGCUGCGACAGAAGGGGUACGAGGAGGUGCUGCAGCGGGCCCGCAGGCGAAUCCAGGAGCUUCUGGAAAAACAUAAGAACACGGAAAGCAUGGUAGAGCUGCUUGAACUGUAUCAAAUGGAAGAUGAAGCUUACAGUAGUCUUGCAGAAGCUACCACAGAGCUCUACCAGUACUUACUACAGCCAUUCAGAGAUAUGAGGGAACUUGCGAUGCUUAGAAGACAGCAGAUAAAGAUCUCGAUAGAGAAUGACUACCUAGGCCCCAGAAGAAUUGAGAGUCUGCAAAAAGAAGAUGCUGAUUGGCAGCGGAAAGCCCAUAUGGCUGUGCUUUCUAUUCAAGAUCUUACAGUUAAAUACUUUGAAAUCACAGCUAAAACACAGAAAGCUGUGUACGAUCGAAUGCGAGCAGACCAGAAAAAAUUUGGUAAGGCAGCAUGGGCAGCAGCAGUGGAACGUAUGGAAAAACUUCAGUAUGCAGUUUCUAAGGAGACUUUGCAGUUGAUGCGUGCUAAAGAAAUCUGUUUGGAGCAGAAGAAACAUGCGCUGAAAGAGGAGAUGCAGAGCCUGAAAGGUGGUACAGAAGCCAUAGCCCAUUUGGACCAGUUAGAAGCUGAUUAUUAUGAUCUACAGCUUCAAUUAUAUGAAGUGCAGUUUGAGAUCUUGAAAUGUGAAGAGCUGCUGCUGACUGCACAACUUGAAAGCAUCAGAAGACUGAUGUCAGAGAAGAGAGAUGAAGUGGUAUAUUAUGACACUUUCGAAAGUAUGGAAGCUAUGCUUGAAAAGGAGGAUAUGACAACAUCUAUACACUUGCAAAAAGAGGAGCUGCAAAAGUUGCAACAAAAAAUCCGCCAGCUGGAAGCAAGGCGUGGACGUAUUUCAGCCAAGAAAGCCUACCUCAGAAAUAAGAAGGAGAUUUGUAUUGCAAAGCAUAAUGAAAAGAUCCAGCAGCGUCACCAGAGUGAGGAGGAAUACAAAACGCACCAUACUGUUCAGCUAAAGCGAGAUCAAUUACAAGAUGAAGAGGAAAGAAAGAGCUCCUGGGUUAGUCAGGAACGACAGAAAACACUGGACAGACUUCGCACGUUUAAACAGCGGUACCCUGGGCAAGUAAUACUUAAAUCAACCAGACUACGGCUGGCUCAUGCAAGAAGAAAAUGUGCAGCCAGCUUGGUGUCCUGUGUCGAUCUGCCUCAGUCUUUGCCAGCAACCAUAGGAAUCCAAGAGAAAAGUGAAGAGGUGGAAUUGGAAAAUGCGGUUCAGCCUUUGCAAGUGCAGGAAGCCACAAGCUUAGAACAACUUCAGGAUAUCUCGUUACCUCCCAAUGGUGUUACCUCUGAACUGCCUCAUGUUAGUAUUUCUCCGCUCACCAGUAAGGAGCUUCAACCAGAGAUUGUUACUGUAGUACCGCUUCCACCUCCUUUGCCUCCACCACCUCCGCCUCCGCCUCCACCUUUGCCCUCCAAGGAAGAUGCCACCAAAUCCUUAGAGAAAACCGACAGCUUUGUUAAACGUCAGAGUGAGGAGAAGGGAGUCCAGCACUCUUCUGGUGUCCCACCAGCACAUCUUUUUGACAGCAGUCAGCUAGUCAGUGCCAAGAAGAAGCUUAAGAAGACUGGUGAUCUAGAGGGUUUACAGCGGAGGAGAGUGAGUUCCCCAAUGGACGAAGUGCUGGCUUCCUUGAAACGUGGCAGCUUUCACUUAAGAAAAGUUGAGCAGAGAAGUCUCCCUCCUUUUCCUGAUGAAGAUGAUAGCAAUAACAUCUUGGCACAGAUCAGGAAAGGGGUGAAACUGAAGAAAGUGCAGAAAGAUGUUCUGAGAGAAUCCUUUACAAUUCUGCCUGAUACUGACCCUCUCACAAGGAGCAUCCAUGAAGCAUUGCGACGAAUUAAGGAAGCAUCACCUGAAUCAGAGGAUGAAGAGGAGAGUUUGCCUUGCACAGACUGGGAAAAUUAACCUGUGAUUCACAGCUACUGAUGUGAGAAAAGAAACCCCUGUUGAAGAUCACUUUUCCUCUUCAUUUCUGAAAAUUCAAAGCCAGCAGUUAUGACCAUCAAUUCCGCAGGCUUUCUUUGGCAAAGAAAUAGUCUUUCUUUGGCAAAUGAUUCAGUAUAUGAAAAAAUUGCCUGAAAUGUUAAUUUUUCGGGCCACUUUUUUUCUUAAAUUUGUUCAAAAAAAAUAUGGUUUGAGCAGAAAGCUGAACUGUUUAGAUGUGCAUUUUAUAUAAUCAAGAAUGCCCAAUUCUUAAGCACUUUUUAUAUUUGCGUUAGUAAUGUGUGGCCAGUUAAGUGAGAGGGGCAUUUUGAGUUGAGAGAAUACUUGCUGUUUGAGUUACUUUGGGAUUCGGCCAAGACAUCAAACCGGCUAUAAAACAUUCCCUUCACUGCACUGAAUAUAUCAUCUGCUUGAAAAUCCAACUAAAUAGCUCCUUGCAGAGAAGCUUGCUGUGUCGCAGUGUGAUAUUACAGAAAGAGCAGAAUUUCUAGUUGCACUGCAGUAGCUGAAAUUCAGUAACGUGCAACUAUGACUUUUUUUCUUCUUAGUUUGAAGAACUUUACAUCAGUAUGAAAAGUAACAAGUGACUACAGCACAAUGAGAAAUAAGAGCUGAAUUCAGUACGUAUUCAAUAAUGUGUUUGUUUCCAACAUGGUACAUUUAGCAAGACAUACUGCAGCACCUUUUUAGAAGGUCAUUUGUAGUCUGACACCUUUAUAGUAGACAUUUUCAUGCUUUUUUAAAAUAAUAUUUAGCUAUGCUGAACCAAGUUAGUUAUACUUUUAUCAUUUGUUAUAAGAAGCAAUAUUUUGUAAUUUCAUACUUAAGAUUAUUUUUCUCUUUUGGUUUAAAAUGGCUUUUGAUUAAGCAGCCUUCUUUAAAAAAGGUCAAAGCACUUAAACACACUGAUAAUUCAGUUGUGAAAAUCAUGCUUCUCUUGAUGGUUUUCAUUAUUCACUGUAGUGGCUGCAAAAAUGUUUGCAUUCCAUAACCAAAAUCUUACUGGCUGGAAAAAAAAGAAGUUUCCUUUUGAUCCUGACUGUUGUUUUGGUUUUUUUAAAGGGGAUUUACAACUUCCUCUGCAGUGAAUACUUAGAAGUAAUCCUAAACUUCAUGACUAAUGGCUGCAGGCAGCUACUCUUACGAUACCACAGUACUAAGAGGUAUGUCAGUACAGAGAUCCAAGUAGCCUUGUACCAUCCAGAAACUCCAUCUGAUAUGAAAGUCAGACCGUUACAAGAAGACUGAAUCUUCACUAGCAUUUUAUUUUUACUAGCGUGACAGACACGGUGUUUGAGAAAUACACAGUCCCUGUCCUUUGUGGACUGUGUUCCAUUCACUGUUCCUCUCGUGACAGACAAACUACUAUGCGUAUUUGGGUGUUUUUGAGUGGAGUUCUGCAUUGCUGCUGUCUUGUAAUGGAACACGUACUGUGUUCACAUUUGUAACAGGAGAUUGCACGUCUAGCCAUUUACUUACAGAAGGAGGAACAGGAGAAUUUACCUUAGCAAUAGGCUAGGUAACCUAAAGGAAUCUCAGCUCUUGGACUCUUCAGUUCUUUUGCUGUGACUGUCCUGAAAUUAAAGCUCUGUCAAACAUCUCAAAAGGAUGUCACUUUACCCUUGCUAUCAACAGGCAUUUUCUUAACCUUGUUGCCUUAUUUAUAAAGUUAGCAAACAUUCAUUUUCAAAGCACCUGUGAGCAGUGUUACUGUAGAGUUCUGUUGUUUUUGCUGUGUUAGUCGUCAGGUCUGUAUUCUUCUGUUCAGAGAUCAGCUGUAUGAAACACUUGAUACUCGCUUUCCAAGGACCUAAAAUGAGGGGAUGUUUUUUAUUUUAGCAGCUUCUCUGAACCCUGAGUUUACGUGGUGUGGUUGUAAACUGUCAAAUACUGUGUUCUUGCAGCAAUAACAGCAAUUUCAAAGCGUAAUCAUUUGACAUUGCCUGUACUGUGGUGUAUUUUUUCUCUACAUUUGUCUGUACUUCCAGUCACACCACAUGUUAAAACUGAGGUAGUCAUUAAAGUUUUGGCUGUAGCACAAAGCAGAACCAUGAUGUAGAAUGGUAAUCCAGAUUAUAUAGUUCAUCUGAAACUCAGUGCUAAAUUAACAGUGGUGAUUGAGCAUCUUUUAUGUCCAUUUUUUUCCUAUUUUCCAGCCUGUCGUUUUAUUCCUUAGAGUACGCAUAUAGGACACUAGCAAAAUUCCAAGCUGCGGAAAAGUAGUGAAAUUUUAAAGCAUAGGUGCAAUGGUCCUCUUGCACAAUAUUUGUGUCUACAGUUUACCACGUGUUGUGAUUUGUCGAAAUAGCUCCAUGCUGUACUGUAAUACAGUUCUCAGAUUCAUUUGCCACGUGAUCUGUCAUCUUUGCCUUGAAAAAUGUGUGCAUGAUUGAGAAAAAAUACUGUCCUUAAUGUGUUUUAUAUUUAUCUGAAAUCUUAGAUUCCUGUAAUAGCUUAGUUUAUAGAAGUGGAGUUCUCAUACCAACAUGUAUUUUAUGCGCACACAAAAAGUAGUUGUUAUGCUGAGCAUAGCAGUUUAUAUCAGUUCAAAAUUGCCAUCUUCCAUGUGGAAAUUAAAUGUCUUUUUUUCCACAUACUGCUAAAAAAAAAAACAAACCAGCCUGGAUUUUAAUCCUUCUUGAGUCACUAGAUGUCACAAUUUCACAUAAUUCUCCACUUUGAUAUAAAAAUUGUGCAUAUGUAGUGUACAGGCUAAUGCAUAAAAUUCCCAUCCUCUGUAACAUGAAAUUUCGCAGUGGGAUGGCUACAGCAGCAAAUGGGGAAAGUUUAAGUAUAUUCACAAGAAAGUUACGGAAAUUACGACAGUGCUACAAUGAGAUCGGUUCCUCCAUAGUUGGUCCUUGAGAAAUCUUGGCAAGCAUCACUACAGAAAAAAACACUUAAGCAUAUGCAGGGAAAAAGAGCCUCCAUAAAAAUACCUUUCUACCUAUUAUUGGUGUUUUUCAUUUGUGGCUGGACUUCAUUGUUGUGGCUGCGUUGUUCUGUUGCUACUCAUUUAUGUUAAGCAGUUUGUCAGCUUUUAGGCUUUUUCCAUUUUUAGAAACUUCUUUCUUUGUUCAAAUUAAAACUGUUUUAGUAUAGUGUAACUGAUUCAGUGAGGUAAAGAGUUGGAAUGCAUGAUGCUUAUUCUACAAAUGCUUAUGCAAGGACUGAAAAAUCUUUUAUGAGUGGGAAUGAGAAAUGAAAUACUCAAUUUCUACUAAAAUAACCAAAACGUAAGGUAAAUAACAAUAGUCUUUUGAUCAGAAAUGGAAUUUGCAUCAACGUGAAUUUCACACUGUCAUUCACAAGAGGUUCCAGAUCCUUUACGAAUGACCAAUAGUCUUAUUUUAUUCACUUUACUGUGUUCUCAUAUGUUAAUAAAAUUAUCUGUCUAGGGUAGAUGAAGGCUUUUUUAAUUUUAUUAAGCAUCACUUUUGUUUCCGUUUUUUUUUUUUUUUUUAAAAAAUCUGACAGUCUGCAUCCUACACCAGACACCUAUAAAAUAAAUUAGUAUGAUUAUAUAUUGUGUUCUUUUGUGGAUGCAUUGGGGAUAGGACUCAAGAUACUUCACUACAUUAUUUGUAAAGAAUCAUUUUGAGUAUAAACACUAUAUUCUGUAAUGUUUAAUAUUAAAGUAAUGACAGGUGCAUUAUUGAAGAUGCAACUUAAUGAGAAGAGGAGGCAGAAACUUUUAUUGGUUAAUGUUACCCUUAUUCCGUUUGUUGCACUGAAUUUCAAGAGUGUAAUUUGUAAAUGAGGUUUGCUCACGUGUGUAAUCAGAUUUUGUUUUCAUUGUAAUGCUUAUGUAAUUAAAUUACCUUAGUGUAUUUUGGGUAAUGAUUCCAUAAGCACGGACAAUACAUUACGUUUAGCACUACAGAAUUGAUGUUAAGAACAAGUGAAAGCUUCUUGCAGAGAAAAGGAGUGAAUAGAAGCACCUUACUGGGAGAGCACAUUGCAUGAUUUCAGUGCUACUGGAGCUGGCAGACAGUAGGUCAUCCUAAACUUGACUGCAGAUUGCUCUGUGGUGUAAUAAGCACAUUGACAUAUUGCUAUCAAUGCUGGAAAAAGUACAGCAAUGGCUAUUUUUAACCUAUAAAUAUACUGUAAUUUAAAAUUUUUUCCUACAAAAUGAAUUUAUAUUUAAUUGCUGCCUAAUACGUAAAUACUUAGAAUUUUUAGGAGGGUCAAGGGUGGGUGGGCGUGCCAAUGUAUUUUUGGGAGGGGCUGUUGUAUAUACGGUUCUCUGCACUUCCCGUUCAGUUUGACUGUUAAUCCAAAACUCCCAGCUCUGACUGUGGUGAAUCUGCAACCUGACAUUUAUGUAUUUUUAUUAUGAUUCAGGUAAUCAAUAUUCUGUGGCACAGAGCUUCAGAAUUUGACAGAAAAGGUCAUCUUUCCUUUCUCAAAUGUGAAUGCUCUCUCAUGGAAAAUGACCACGCAACGAAUUUUAUUCUGUGGAGUUUCUAAUAUUAAUGUAGAGUAUUACUUAAAGCUGAUAUCUGAGGCUAUUAACCAGUAGUGUGUGCAUUUGGAACAAGUAAAAAGGACGAUGCCCAUUUUGGUGAGUAUAGUCCAAACUCUGCAGAGAUUUUAUUCCAGAGACUGCCACCUAUUCAGUAAUUAGUUUGCCGCAGACCAGCUUGAUUUUCAGAUUCAGAAACAUAUUUUUGAUUUCUGAAUUGGGAAAUAGGUGUUGGGGAUUAGGGAUACUCACUUAACAUCUCCCAGUGUGUUACUGUGCUUGCUAUAUGUUUUGAAUUUCGACUUAAAUAUAUACAAAUACAUCAUGAUAAGAUGAAAGCUUAAGAAAUACAGAUGGAUGCAGGUUGUCUUGCAUGAAUGAAGCCAGUGAAGUUUAAUGAAACUAACUUCUUUGUUAAGCCUGUUGAAUAAAUAAGAAAUAAUCGAAAGAAAACCAGUUUGCUGUUGAUUAGCUUUGUGCAAUAUUAUCUGUAGACUCAAACACUACUAGCACAUUGUGCUUGGCUUUAAGAAAGUUCUUUAACUCCCAUUAUAUUCAAAAGGACAUAUUAAGUGCAUAUUUUAUUGUAAACGACUCUGCAAAUUUACUAUGCCUAAAAAUGCUCAAUGUUAUAAAGUAUUAAGCAACGAGCGUUUAAAAAAGAAGGUAAAAAACUAAACAAACAUUUCUAGCAAUAUCUAAAAACUAAAAAAAAGUUUUAACUGUCUGCUUUUUGCUCUUUUUUUCUUUAGUGCAGCUUUUCUGCAGUGCAAGUGUAUUGCUGUGUAUUUCAUGUUUUUUUAUUAUCAUGACUCAGAAAUUUAAACCUGUACACAAAGUACUGCACUCACCUUCUUGUACAUGCGAUGUAACAUCAUACUCACAGUUUUGGUGCUUUAAAUGAUUCCUUUUUUCUUUAUUAAAGGAUAUUUAUUUGA
This is a messenger RNA of Chroicocephalus ridibundus (black-headed gull), 8618 nucleotides long. RefSeq names its product junction mediating and regulatory protein, p53 cofactor (gene JMY). Gene Ontology annotation, biological process: Arp2/3 complex-mediated actin nucleation; positive regulation of apoptotic process; 'de novo' actin filament nucleation. Gene Ontology annotation, molecular function: Arp2/3 complex binding; transcription coactivator activity; actin binding. Gene Ontology annotation, cellular component: nucleus; cytoplasm. Bases 438 to 3173 code for a protein of 911 amino acids. The transcript is spliced from 11 exons. Lineage: Eukaryota; Metazoa; Chordata; Aves; Charadriiformes; Laridae. The record is from RefSeq and is a predicted model, not a curated record.